Anopheles moucheti is the source of this 2036-nucleotide messenger RNA. RefSeq names its product zinc finger CCCH-type with G patch domain-containing protein. NCBI's taxonomy places the organism in Eukaryota, Metazoa, Arthropoda, Insecta, Diptera, Culicidae. Bases 448 to 2022 code for a protein of 524 amino acids. Gene Ontology annotation, cellular component: nucleus. The record is from RefSeq and is a predicted model, not a curated record. Gene Ontology annotation, molecular function: metal ion binding; RNA polymerase II cis-regulatory region sequence-specific DNA binding; DNA-binding transcription factor activity, RNA polymerase II-specific. The transcript has 2 exons. Gene Ontology annotation, biological process: negative regulation of DNA-templated transcription; regulation of transcription by RNA polymerase II.
AGCACAAAUUGUGCCUAUUUUUAAAUGAAAAUUCAAAAAGAAAGUUGAAGCGCUUAAUUUCAAAAUUGUCCUUUUUUGGAUGGACCUUAAUCGCAAAUCUUUUUAAAGAUUUCGGUAAAGAACAUUUUGAAUCUUUGAUAUGGCCAAUUUUAAGAAACUUCAAGCUUGAAGCUUUACCAUUUGAAAUUCAUUUCUUUCUAGCCGUUUCGAUUUGCAACAAGUUUUAAAGAUGCAAUAACAAUCGACAAUCGAAGGAGAAAAUGAAAUAGGGGAAAAGAGUGGAAUAAAACUAAACAAAACAAACGUUGACAGCUACAGUAAACAAACGUCAACAAACGGGCUAGACUAGGUAGGAAAUUAUUCCGAUUACCGGAUUCUGGAAUGAUUUCGACCAUAAAUAUCAAGAUUUUAGUAUAAAGUGGAAUUUUCAACGAAAAAUUCAAAGCAAUGAGCGUCGACGAGUUGGAUAAAUCGAUUCAACAAUACAAAGCACAGCUUGAUCAGAUCGCACAAGCCCUACAACACACCAAGGAUGCAAAUGAGCGACAAGAGUUGGAAAAGCUGAAGCAAGAUUUGAUCGAAUUGCUGGAACUUACGCUAGAAACACUUGCACCUACAAGCGAUGAAGACAACGAAACCGGCCCUCCGCCGGACAAUCGAUGCUCAACUGCGGGCGAUCGGAUGGAUGAUGAAUUUGCACUGUUUAUGAAGGAGAUUAAACAACUACCUGCCGAGCCGGAAAAAUCAACGGACGAAAGUGUAGCGAACCCGGACACAGCGUCACAAGACGAACUAGACUUUGAUGGAUUGGUUGGUAGCAAGUGCUCCGCUCCCCAUUUACAUAGCUGGGGCUCAACCGCAUACCAUAACGCGAUGGUAUGUAGCCUCGAUACGUCAAAUUUGGCCGAAGCGACCGCAAAGGUACUGUUCACAAAUCCUACCCAUCGGGAGAUGAUACCCUGCACAUACUUUCUCGAGGGAGAAUGUCGCUUCGUAGACGACAAGUGUCACUACUCGCACGGAGAAGUUGUUCGGUUGGAUCAGUUGCGUGAUUACCGGGCACCGCGCUUCGAACGGUUACGCCAAAAGGGUAGCCGUGCGCUGGUGAAACAACCAUCGCGGCUCUGGUGCAAGGCUAUCGUGCUGGAGGUGGACUUUGAUGAAAAGCGAUGUAAAAUCCGGCUAGAGGAAGGCAAACGUGAUCAAAUGGAUGUGGCAUUCGAAGAUCUUUUGCCACUGGAUGAUGAUAAGGAGUGUGGUUCGGAAGAUGAGAACCCAUCGGACGAUGGUUUCAGUCCAGGCGAGGAUGCCGAUGAAGAAUCUCUCCGUAAGGCACUAAUGGUGGAGAAAAGUCUGUUCCAACCGGCACCCGAUCGUCGGUUAGGCGAAUGGGAAGAGUACACGCGUGGCAUAGGAUCUAAAAUUAUGCAAAAAAUGGGAUACAUUGUUGGUACGGGGCUUGGUCGGGAGGGCGAAGGAAGAGUGCUGCCGGUAAGCGCACAAGUGCUACCGCAGGGGCGUUCACUCGACUACUGUAUGGAACUGCGCGAACAAGCGAACGGCGAUAAAGAUCUGUUCAGCGUGGAGAAAAAGCUCGUACAGCUUCGGAAGCAGCAGGAAAAGCGCGAUGCCAAGGACUACGAGCGUCGGGCCAAGGCAGACAAAGCGAAAGAUGUGUUUGCAUUCAUCAACGAACAGGUGUUUAGUGGUGGCGAAAGCUCAAAAUCAAAACCGACGGCCCGGCAAGGCGAGCUAACCAGGCACGAUCUUAAGGAACAUUCGUCCAAAAACUUAAACAUUGCCAGCCUUAAGCUAUCGGAAGAGAUACGCCGAACGGAGGCCGAUGUGGAACGGCUUAAAAUAGCGCUAACGCGACACAAGACGGGGACGCCGGCAUCGGACAACUUGCGACGACAGAUCGAUGCGAAGCGUGCGGAAAUCAAGCGCCUGCAGACAUCGGAAUACAACAUUUCCAAGGAACAACAGUUGCGCACGGACAAAAAGAAGAUGACGAUAUUUUAGACGAAAGUAUUACA